GCUUUUCCUGCUCUGACUGGACUGGAGUCUGGAGAGAGAAGUAGAGAGAACUCUUGUUAAUCAGCCUCCAACUUGGAGAGGAAGUUACCACCUCUUCCCAGACUCCACACACACACACACACACACACACACACUUAAGGAAUUUAACCACAGCGGCAAAGCAAGCCGGGAAACAGUCAGGGCUGCUUGUUUGUGAUGUUUUCCCCAAAGUUCUUGGAGGGAAUGAUGUGUUUGUGUGUUCCUGAAGCUCUCUGGAGCCUUUGACUGGGACUGGGUGGCCAAAUGAACUGUUUAGCCUGAAGACCAAAGAUCACAAGCUCGCUCCAGCGGUGAGACACAAAAGAAGGGUUAGCAAUUCUUUUCUCAUCACCGAGUCCUCUCCUAACACGAUGGGCUACAUCUGAAGAGCGGCUUCAUUAUUUGAUUUUGUGCUUUGAAGAAGCCACCAUGGAUGUCAAAAAGAAGGAAAUGGAUCUCCUGAGCAACAGCAUAGCUGCUUACGCGCACAUCAAAGCUAACCCGGAGAGCUUCGGCCUGUACUUUGUGCUGGGUGUGUGCUUCGGCCUCGUUCUGACACUUUGUUUGCUGGUUAUCCGCAUCUCCUGCAAGCCGCGCACCCGCACCACCACCACCGGGGCCGCCUCAUCCACGCCAGAGAAAAAAACACCACGGGACGACGAAGAUGCGGAGAGCGAUGACGAGGAAGAGGACGACGAAAGGGACGACGUGGAAGCGCCCGCCCUUCUGCUCGCCACCACAGUCACCACAGAGAUCCCCGUGGGGAAUGAGAGCAACCACUCGGACGGGACGCUGAAUGUGUUCACGUCGGCUGAGGAGCUGGAGAGGGCGCAGCGGAUGGAGGAGCGGGAACGUAUCAUACGGGAGAUCUGGAGGAACGGACAGCCGGACAUCCUGGGAUCAGGAACAGGGACCAUCGGAAGAGUGCAUUACUACUAAUAACAGACACCAGGCCCCGAAGACUGGAAGGCUUGUGGUGCAAAGUUACAAUACCAAGAAGUGUCUUGUUACAGACUAUUGGAUGCAUAUUGACAAAACAAUCAGUAUGAAUGGAGCUGAUGACACUUGAAGUAUGGCACUUAACGACAUGAAGUGUGCACACAGUUAUACACUACUCACACAAAGUUAGAGAUAAAGGACUUGCUUUUUUUAAUAUUGUGAUUUAUCCUUUGUACCCCUGCAAUUUUUUAAGCAAUCUUUUUUUAUGGGUUUUUACGGUAGCAAUGUGACAAGAUUUCACAAAAAUGACAGUGUGUCAAAAAUCUUUUUAGAGUUUUUUUUGUGUUGGGAAAAAAAAUUGCCUUUUUGGGGAAUGUUUUUGUGUGAUAUCGCCUAGAUUUUCAGAAUAUAACGAAGGAUAGGUUCCCCCUAAAAAUUCAGCAAAUAAGUGUAUUUCAGAAUGUGGAAAUGCCAACAUGCAUGGGUUUACUGUACUUGUUCCCACAGGACAGGACACUGAAUGUACUUUGCAGCUGUUUAAAGCCAAAAUUUCACCCCAAAACUGAAUAUCCCUAACUUUUUGUGAGUAGUGCACAUGCAGUGGUGGGUAAGACAGACUUUCAUUAUGUAUGCAAUGAAGGUUCUACAGUGUUCAUGGUGAACACCCACACGAGGGCCCAUAGAGGAAAUUACAUUGUUUGAACACAAACAUAUCACUUAAUCUAGGGGGGUAGAUAAUGUUACAAUUAAAUUAAGGGUAAAAUGAGAAGGAAAUUAAAGCAUUCAGGGAAAAUAAUUUGCAGAUGUUGCCUUUGGGUUAAAAGAAUUUAUUCAAACAAAAUCGCCUGAGUUUCAUUUCCAAUAAUUUUCAAUGUGCUGUAUGUACCUAUUUUCUUUUUAAUAGAAAUGCGACUUUAUAAUAAAUUUUUAAAAAAAAGUGGAAACAACAACACAAAACUUAACCCUUGUGUGAGGAAAAUGUUUUUAUAAGGCUACUAAACGGAAGUGGCAUAAUGUGGUGGGAUAACAGAGCAUUAAAGUAAUUUCCUUCAGAAUGGAGGCCAGGAAAGUAUAAUGGUGCCACAUGCACACUUCAUUUAUUAAGUGCCUCCAUUAUUUUUUAUUUUGUAGCACAAUCACUAUCUACAGUUAUGUAUACAUGUACUGUACUGCAAUGCUGGGAAGCCAGCAUUGCAGCGGCCUUGACCAAUCAUGGUUUUGUUCUCUUUUAACAGCACUUUGCUACAUUUUCAGUCUUUUAAAGUCAAUUCAUUUGCAUUCAUUGGCUUUCAUUUUUUCUUCAUGCAAAUUGAUAGUGUAGUUAUAACACAAAACUUGUUACUUUGGUUUCAUUUAAACUUAAAUAUGUACGUUAGUCACAUAAACGUUUAUUAAAACUCAACAGCCAAUAGGAAGCCAUUAUACUGCAGCACACAAAUCUCUCAUUGACUUGGCACUUAGCUACUUUUUCUGUCUUGUAAGGUUACGUAAUCUCCAUUCAUUGGCUUUUAUAAGUAUGCGACUUGUUAGUGCAGAUAUAACAUAAAUGCUUUCUUAAUUUCAUUUCGCUUAAACUUACAUAUGUUCGUUUUGUAAAUUCGACAUGGCAGCACCCUCAGCAACAAUGGCGGAAUUGGAUGACGUCUCAGAAGAAGUGAACUCUCAAUACUUUCUUCGGUCUUGUCAAGUCACUUAAUGCCCAGUCAUUGCUAUUUUUAUUAUUAUUAUGCAACUUGAUGGUAGCUCUAGAAGCGGAAAUGUAACUCAUUGUGACAAAGGUUCUGGCCGCAACCUGAGCAAAACAAUGACAUACUGUAUUACAAGGCUUUAGUAGUUCCAGCAAUACUGAUUAAAAACAUCACAACAUGAAUAUAUAGCUUUGCAAAGCCAGUGUCUGUCGGGUGUCUACUAACAGUGAGUGGUUUUACUUUAUUUUAGUUUGAUUUAGUUUUAU
Phycodurus eques (leafy seadragon) is the source of this 2911-nucleotide messenger RNA. It is a transcript of the gene eva1ba, whose product is annotated as eva-1 homolog Ba (C. elegans). The coding region runs from base 448 to 957 and encodes 169 amino acids. Lineage: Eukaryota; Metazoa; Chordata; Actinopteri; Syngnathiformes; Syngnathidae. The record is from RefSeq and is a predicted model, not a curated record. The transcript has 4 exons.